Messenger RNA from Micropterus salmoides (largemouth bass), 6293 nucleotides. It is a transcript of the gene upf2, whose product is annotated as UPF2 regulator of nonsense mediated mRNA decay. Gene Ontology annotation, cellular component: cytoplasm; exon-exon junction complex. The transcript has 21 exons. Gene Ontology annotation, molecular function: RNA binding; protein binding. Lineage: Eukaryota; Metazoa; Chordata; Actinopteri; Centrarchiformes; Centrarchidae. The record is from RefSeq and is a predicted model, not a curated record. The coding region runs from base 76 to 3942 and encodes 1288 amino acids. Gene Ontology annotation, biological process: nuclear-transcribed mRNA catabolic process, nonsense-mediated decay.
UAAUUUCAGUCAGGCAUAAUUUGUGGAACCAACAUGUGAAGGGUCCUUUCGCAGUUCACACGGACACCAACGCUAAUGACCGAUGUUUGUUUUGCUACAACUGGCAGUAUGCCUGCUGAACGCAAGCGCUUAGUAAACAUGGAUGAGAAAGAUGUUUGCCCCCCUAGUAACAAGGAAAAAGAGAAGGACAGAGAUGGGGAGAGAAAACCGGCUUCUGCUCGAGACAAAACAAAAGACGAAGCCAAAAUGAGUGGUAAAAAAGACAGUGGAAAGGAGGAGAAGAGAAAGCGCCUGGAGGAGGAAAAGAAGAAGAAAGAGGAAAAGGAGCGAAGAAAGAAAGAGGAGGAAAAACAGAAAGCAGAGGAGGAACAGAAGAAGAAAGAGGAGGAGGAGAAGAAACAGGAGGAGGAGGAGAGGAAGCUUCAGGAGGAGGAGGCCAAACGACAACGUGAUGAGGAGGCAGCUCUCCUGAAGGAGAAGGAGGAGGGGCAUCAGCUGCACCAGGAGGCCUGGGAGCGCCAUCACUGCAGGAAGGAACUCCGCAGCAAGAACCAGAACGCCCAAGAGGGUCGUCCCGAAGAGGUCUUCUUCAGCCGACUGGACUCCAGCCUUAAGAAGAACACUGCCUUUGUCAAGAAGUUACGUACACUUACUGAACAGCAGCGGGACUCGCUCUCCAAUGACUUUGGCUCCCUGAACCUCAGCAAGUACAUCGGCGAGGCUGUGAGCUCUGUCGUGGAGGCCAAGCUGAAGAUCUCUGAUGUAGGCUGCGCCGUCCACCUGUGCUCCCUCUUCCACCAAAGGUACGCUGAGUUUGCUCCGUUACUGUUACAGGCGUGGAAGAAGCACUUUGAAGCGAGGAAGGAGGACAAGGCGCCCAAUGUGAGCAAGCUGCGCACAGACCUGCGCUUUAUUGCCGAGCUAACCAUCGUUGGCCUCUUCACAGACAAAGAGGGCCUUUCGCUAAUUUACGAGCAGCUGAAGAACAUUAUUGGGACGGACCGGGAGACGCACACUCAUGUGUCGGUGGUAAUCAGCUUCUGUAAGCACUGUGGCGAUGACAUUGCCGGUCUGAUGCCGCGCAAGGUGAAACUGGCUGCUGAAAAGUUCGGCUUGAACUUCCCUCCGAGUGAGAUCAUCAGCACAGAGAAGCAGCAGCCCUUCCAGAACCUUCUACGGGAGUACUUCACAUCACUCACCAAACACCUGAAGAAGGACCAUCGGGAGCUGCAGAACACUGAAAGGCAGAACAGGCGUAUCCUGCAUUCCAAGGGGGAGCUGAGUGAGGACAGACACAAGCAGUAUGAAGAGUUUGCCACUUCGUACCAGAAGCUGUUGGCCAACACUCAGUCCUUGGCUGAUCUGCUCGAUGAAAACAUGCCAGAGCUGCCUCAGGACAAGACUGUGCAGGAGGAGCACGGUCCCGGCAUUGACAUUUUCACCCCUGGUAAGCCUGGAGAGUAUGACCUGGAGGGAGGAAUCUGGGAAGACGAAGACGCUCGUAACUUCUAUGAGAACUUGGUGGACCUAAAGGCCUUCGUGCCUGCCAUCCUCUUCAAGGACAACGAGAAGAGCGGCCAGGGCAAAGACAAGGACGAUGCCAAAGAUGGCAGAGAGGGAAAGGACGCAGCCAGCACCACAGAGGAGCUGGAGCUGGAUCUGGAGGCUCUGGACAUCACAGAUGAACCUCUAGAACUGGAGGGACCGGACGAGGCAGAAAAUGAAGAACUGGCCAAAAAAUUGUUGGAUGAGCAAGAACAAGAGGAUGAAGAGGCCAACACAGGGUCCCACCUGAAGCUAAUCGUGGACGCCUUCAUCCAGCAGCUCCCCAACUGUGUCAACAGAGACCUCAUAGACAAGGCUGCCAUGGAUUUCUGCAUGAACAUGAACACCAAAUCUAACAGGAGGAAGCUUGUCCGAGCCCUCUUCACCGUCCCCAGGCAGAGGUUGGAUCUUCUGCCCUUCUACUCUCGGCUGGUGGCGACUCUUCAUCCCUGCAUGUCAGACGUGGCCGAGGACCUCUGCUCCAUGCUGAAGGGAGACUUCAGGUUCCAUAUUCGGAAGAAGGACCAGAUCAACAUUGAGACAAAAAAUAAAACGGUCAGAUUUAUCGGUGAACUGGCCAAGUUCAAGAUGUUCUCAAAGACGGACACGCUUCAUUGUCUCAAGAUGCUGCUGUCUGAUUUCACCCAUCAUCAUAUAGAGAUGGCCUGUACACUGCUGGAGACGUGCGGCCGCUUCCUCUUCAGAUCCCCCGACUCUCACCUGCGUACCAGCGUCUUGCUGGAGCAAAUGAUGCGUAAAAAGCAGGCACAGCACCUGGACGCCCGCUACGUGACGAUGGUGGAGAACGCCUACUACUACUGCAACCCCCCACCUGUGGAGAAGACGGUGAAGAAGAAAAGGCCGCCGCUGCAGGAGUACAUCCGUAAGCUGCUCUACAAAGACCUGUCCAAGGUCACCACUGAGAAGGUGCUGAGGCAGAUGCGCAAGCUGCCCUGGCAGGACCCCGAGGUCAAGAGCUACCUGAUCUGCUGCAUGGUCAACAUCUGGAACGUCAAGUACAACAGCAUCCACUGUGUGGCCAACCUGCUGGCCGGCCUGGUGGCCUACCAGGAGGACGUGGGCAUCCAUGUGGUGGACGGAGUGCUGGAGGACAUCCGGCUGGGCAUGGAGGUCAACCAACCUAAAUUCAACCAGCGGCGUGUCAGCAGCGCCAAGUUCCUGGGCGAGCUCUACAACUACCGCAUGGUGGAGUCGGCUGUCAUUUUCCGCACCCUCUUCUCCUUCAUCUCCUUCGGGAUCAAUCCAGACGGCAGCCCCAGCUCGUUGGACCCUCCGGAGCACCUGUUCCGCAUCCGCCUGGUCUGCACCUUGCUCGAUACCUGCGGCCAGUACUUUGACCGGGGCUCCAGCAAGAGGAAGCUGGACUGCUUCCUAAUCUACUUCCAGCGGUACAUCUGGUGGAAAAAGAGCAUCGACGUUUGGACCAAGGACCACCCGUUCCCCAUCGACAUCGAUUACAUGAUCAGCGACACCCUGGAGCUGCUCAGGCCCAAGAUGAGGCUCAGCUGUUCCCUGGAGGAGGCCACCAAACAGGUCACCGACCUGGAGAGGGAGGUGCUCGUCAAACUAGGUCUCGCCAUGGAGAAGGACGGCCGCUCCAGUGCCAUGAGUGAAGGGGAGGUUCUCGACGAGGAAGACGACGACGGCGACGACGACGAAGAGGGCGGCGCUGAGACUGAGGAGCAGUCGGGCAACGAGAGUGAAAUGAACGAGCAGGAAGAGGAUGAAGGGUCAGAGAAUGAGGAGGAGGAGAGGGAGGAAGAGGAAGAAGAAAACACAGACUACCUGACCGACUCCAAUAAAGAGAACGAGACCGACGAGGAGAACAAUGAGGUUACCAUCCGGGGCGGUGGACUGAAGCAUGUGGCCUGCGCUGAGGACGAGGACUUCAUCCAGGCUCUGGACAAGAUGAUGCUGGAGAACCUGCAGCAGCGUAGCGGCGAGACGGUGAAGGUGCACCAGCUGGACGUGGCCAUUCCUCUGCAGCUGAAGAGUCAGCUGAAGAAGGGAGGCUCCGGACAGCCGUGCAUCGGGGAGGCAGAGUCGGAAAUCUCCGACACCAUGCAGUUCGUCAUGCUAACACGCAAAGGCAACAAGCAGCAGUAUAAGAUCCUGAACGUGCCGCUGUCAUCCCACCUUGCGGCCAACCACUUCAACCAGCAGCAGGCCGAACAGGAGGAGCGCAUGAGGAUGAAGAAACUCACGCUGGACAUCAAUGAGAGACAAGAGCAGGAGGACUACCAGGAGAUGAUGCAGUCCCUCGCUCAGCGUCCGGCUCCGGCCAACACCAACCGGGAGCGCCGGCCUCGCUACCAGCACCCGAAAGGCGCUCCCAACGCCGACCUCAUCUUCAAGACUGGAGGAAGGAGACGCUGAUUGGAGUCUGGGUCCAGGCUGAACGAGCGAGUGAAUGAUCGAUCGAGAGAAAGAGAGAGAGAGGAAAAACAAGAUCGGGGGGGAGGGGGAACCCGUCAAAACAGGGGAUGACUCCUCCUGACGCCCACUGAUGCCGGGACAGACCAAACCCCUGACCUGAACACACACUCUUACCGUACUGAGGGGCCCGAGGAGGAGAGGCAAAACCAGUAGCUGGGGUCAGAGGGUCAGGGGUCAGACAGAUGGCGCACUCUUUCUUUUGGACCAGAGAACGAACUACAAAGACGACUGAACAUCUGACCGGCCGACUGAUGGCGAGACACCCAGACGGGUAGGCGGGAUCAACGGAUCACCUCCUGCUGAGGAAAAAGUGACUCAUAUUUAGGAGUUAAAAACCUGCGAGUGCGACAAAAUUUACAGCAAGAGAUCUGGAUAUUUUUAUUUUUGCUUUUGGGACUGUUCAAAUAAAAUUAAAAAAAAAACGGGAACAAGUGUGUUCGGUCAAGCUUUCUGCUAAACUCCACGCUAUCGUCAGGGCAGCGCUGAGAUGGAGGCGAAGGGCGGGAUGGCGAGGGUUUUAACACUUGUUCAUAAACUGUUCGCCCAGGAAUGCAGAGGAGGACGUGAUGACACAGAUGAAUCAUGUAGUUCAAAAGAUCGAAAAGUGGCUGAUGGGAUGCCACUGCUGUGUUGCUUUGGUAUGUCACUGCCUCUCUGCUGGUUUAUGGCACUUAUAAACAGUAUGAUAUGGUAUAAUUCAGUAACACGUUAUUUAUGGAUCUGUAAUUUGGUGUAAUUAUAAAGAAAACAGAUCUGAGAGCUGAAUGGAUUGGUUGAUUGGCAGAAAAAUAAUCUGUUACUAUUUUAAUAAUCAAUCAAUGGUUGGAAGUCAUUUUAAUUCCAUACUAGUUAGGUUCGCCAAUGUGAUCAUCAGCUACUUUUCUUUGUUUUAUAUCGUUCUAAGUUGAAUAUCUUCUGGGGUUUGGACUGUUUUGGUUUUAAAAAAAAAACAGAAAAACAAGCAGUGUGAAGGCAUCACCUUGGGCUCUGCAAGUCGACAGAUUAAAUGAUAAUGAAAACGAUCAUUAGUUGCAGCCCUAGUGUUGAGUUGAUGAGCAGUUGUUGGUUUCCAGAGGAAGUUUCUUGAAAGAAUUUUUCAUUAUAAUUUUUACCAAAUUUCAAACUAUGAAACUUGUAAAACAAAGCGUUGCCAACCAUUCUUAUUGGUAUAUGCCACUGUUGUGAUAACGGUUUGCCUAAUACACAGAAUAUCUCCUGUUUUACUGUCUAUUAAAAAAUAUAUAUUGACAUGAGGCAUGCUGGCAAGUAGCUAGCAUUAAUAGUCAAACUUUGUCUUUCAGACAAGUAGUUCACAUCAAUUAGAGUAGUUUACAAUGAACGUAAAAAUACGGAGUAAGAUGAGAAGAUUGAUACCACUCUUGUAUCUGUACGGUGAAUUUAAGGCAUGUUAUAUCUUGCGGUUAAGGCCGGGAGAAGAUACCAGGCGAGCAGUGGCGACAGCAGGAAGUUCUACUCCCAGAAAAGAAAUAGUCGAGCACAAAUUACUUUUGUCAUUUAACCAAGUUAGAUAUAACGUGUUAAUUAGUGAACUUUAGAGGAGCUGGUAGGUGGGUUUUGUGACCUUUGGACAGAGCCAGACUAGUUGUUUUCUGUUAGUCUUUAUGCUAAGACUUGUACAUCUGAGUGGCAUGUCAGGCAAGCAGUGGAACACGAGUGACACGCUGUUUAUACGCUCCAUAAGCCAAUAAAACAGCAGCUGCAUACCAAAACCCAACAGUGACACAUGGUCUGAAUCAAAAUACACCACGAGAACGUGCCACUUUUCGGUCAUUCAAGCUCCUUGAAGAUCUAGAGGCCUGACUGCAUCAAGUUACCUGAUAAGUGGUGGACACCUUCAGUUUUUUCUAACUUCUAUCCGGCUAGAUGCUAGAAUCAGGAGCAGCUAAGAGUGAGUUUUGACAAUACUGAGCUUGCUUUGAUUUGGAUUUGUGAAGUGUAACAUGGUAACAGUUGUUUUUUGUUUUGUUUGGGACAAAUUGAUAACUGUGUGCCUGAGAGACUUUCUUAGCGGUGACAGUAACUGUAUUAUUUUAUCUGUUGAGCUUGUAGAUGGAUAAAUAUUCUCUGUAUUCUGCUGCAUGGGCCUUGUUCUGCACCAGCUCGUUGUCAUUCUCUGUUGUAGUAAAGCGUCCAGCCGUGGCUCUGACUUAGUUUGUCUGUGUCUAGAUUCAAAUGUAUUGUUCUUUUCCUGCAAGCAAAAGAAGAAAAAAAAGCUUUGUGUCUCGGCUCAUGACAGACAAGAAUUAUCACAAUAAAUGUAUGAAGAUGAA